AUGCACUCGUUUCGGUUCAGUUUUGUGCCGGUACUCGACGGAGGCGUCCCUUGCUUCACUCCCGACGGGGAUCAUCCCAUAGUCGAUGUGUCAAGGUUGAUGAGUCUCAUUACGUUCGCCAGGUCCUCUACAACCGUAAACUUGCCGCCUCAAGCCCCCUUCCCCAACCGCAAGAGGCGUCCGAUGAAGGUGAUGAUCUCAAACGAAGACAACUUUGUACCAAAAAGAAGACUGAUGACGGUUAUUAAGAAGAAAGUAAAGAAAGAGGAUACAAAGGAAGCCGAAGCGAAGGAAAACGUUUUUGAUGAUAUUUGUAAUCUUGAGUAA
Cylicocyclus nassatus is the source of this 327-nucleotide messenger RNA. The record is from the annotation of a GenBank genome assembly. NCBI's taxonomy places the organism in Eukaryota, Metazoa, Nematoda, Chromadorea, Rhabditida, Strongylidae.